CAUCGCCGUCUAUAAAUGGACUCUUCCCCUUCCCUUCACCACCAACCCAUCACAGCCUGCAGAGCUCUCAUCCGGCAAAACACCUUCAUCGACGCCAUGGUUGCCGGGUGCUGCACCGAAGAGCUGACGCUCAAUGUCAGCGUCCACAGAGUAUGGAAGGCGGCCGCCUGCGAGGAUCACAUCCUGCUGCCAAAGAUCAUGCCGCAGUACUUCUCCGGCGCCGAGCUCAUCGGGGAUGGUGAAGCUGGCAGCACCAAGAUCUUCCACUUCGAUCCAGGUAUGAAGCCACUGAUCUUCGUGAAGAACCAUGUCGAAGUGCUGGAUCAUGGGAGCCACACCUUGAAGUACAAGACCGUCGAGGGAGGCCACCUCGGCCACACGCUCAAGUCGCACACCAUCGAGCACAAGUACGACGCCUUGAGCGCCGACACCUGCUCUCUGAAGAUCAAGGUGGAGUAUGAUACCAUCGACGACAAGGGGCUCCCCGAGGAGGAGGUGAACAAGAUCAAGGAGGGGUCGGUAUGGGUCGCCAAGGCUGUGGAAGGUUACCUGACCACCAACCCCGCUGCUUAUGCCUAAGCCUCUGGAAACUAUCCGUAUUGUCUGUCAUGUGUGGCUUAAUAAUGGUGGCGAUGCAGCAAUACUACUCAUCGUCACCACGAGAGAGAGAGAGAGAGAGUGUGUCUGUGUGUGAGACAACGUGACAUUGUUGCUCUGUUUCUCUCUCUCUCUCUCCCAAUCUUUGUGCGUGUGAAGUGUAACGUACGUACGAGGCCAAUAAUAAGUUGUGCUUUCCUUGGUAUUAUCAUUUUAAUUAAUAUAUGUGUGAGAUAUUAUCUCCUCGA
Messenger RNA from Musa acuminata subsp. malaccensis (wild Malaysian banana), 845 nucleotides. Its product is annotated as phytohormone-binding protein. The record is from RefSeq and is a predicted model, not a curated record. Gene Ontology annotation, biological process: defense response; abscisic acid-activated signaling pathway. Lineage: Eukaryota; Viridiplantae; Streptophyta; Magnoliopsida; Zingiberales; Musaceae. Gene Ontology annotation, molecular function: protein phosphatase inhibitor activity; abscisic acid binding; signaling receptor activity. Gene Ontology annotation, cellular component: nucleus; cytoplasm.